UUAAAUCUUAAAUUAAAGUAGCCAACGAAAUAAAAGUAUAAGUAUAUCAAAAUUUCACAAAGUCGAUUGCCGUGCUACUGUAUCUCAGAAAUUUAAAAUGUCCAAAUGUCGUCAAAACAAAGUGGACGAGGAAAAGUUACCGUGGUAUUAUAAUUUAUACAGCACUCUUAAGAAUACACCCAUCAAUUGUACGUUGCUUAUUGUUUCGGCCUUUGUAUUUUAUAAAGUUGUAAAAAUAACUCAUAGACGUCGUAAUAAGAACCUUGCUCAGAAUCCACAGUCAAACGGGAAAUUAAAUAUAAAUGCUAAACUGCCAGCACUUAAGUGCGACAUGAACGUUAAAGAGCUGCGCGAGUAUGACGGAGUUCGACCAGAUGGACGCAUAUUGGUGGCAGUCAACUUUAAUAUAUAUGAUGUAUCUUGUGCCAAACACUUUUAUGGCAAGGAUGGAACAUAUCCUCACUAUGCUGGUUGCGACAUUUCUCGUAAUUUAAUAAACUUUUCCGCUGAAAAAAACGAGCGCGAGGACUUCGAUGACUUGAGUGAUCUUACGACAAAACAAAAGAGCACAUUAUUGGAGUGGGAUCAUCAGUAUAGUGAUAGAUAUCCACUUGUGGGUCGCUUAUUGCCAGAACAGGAGCCUAGCAUUGACUUUGAUAUUGAAAAAAGUGAAAGUGAAGAUAUUGCGGCACUUGAGGAGCAAUUCAUGUAAUUGCUGUAAAAUAUGAAAAUUAAUUGUUUAUGAUAAAGCCACAUGGAAUAAGACAA
Messenger RNA from Drosophila busckii, 768 nucleotides. RefSeq names its product membrane-associated progesterone receptor component 1. The record is from RefSeq and is a predicted model, not a curated record. The transcript has 2 exons. Gene Ontology annotation, cellular component: membrane; endomembrane system. NCBI's taxonomy places the organism in Eukaryota, Metazoa, Arthropoda, Insecta, Diptera, Drosophilidae. Bases 98 to 712 code for a protein of 204 amino acids.